Pungitius pungitius (ninespine stickleback) is the source of this 1303-nucleotide messenger RNA. Its product is annotated as transcription factor HES-5-like. The record is from RefSeq and is a predicted model, not a curated record. Lineage: Eukaryota; Metazoa; Chordata; Actinopteri; Perciformes; Gasterosteidae. The transcript has 2 exons. Gene Ontology annotation, cellular component: nucleus. Bases 71 to 580 code for a protein of 169 amino acids. Gene Ontology annotation, biological process: regulation of neurogenesis; anterior/posterior pattern specification; regulation of transcription by RNA polymerase II. Gene Ontology annotation, molecular function: RNA polymerase II cis-regulatory region sequence-specific DNA binding; DNA-binding transcription factor activity, RNA polymerase II-specific; protein dimerization activity.
GCAGAGGCAGAGGAGAAGCAGCACAGAACUGGCUCUUUGAACUGAGCAGGAACGCUCUGAUUCCACAGCUAUGGCACCCACUGUUUUUGGACAAGCAAGCUAUCCUAAGCAGCACCUGGCUCCGGCUCAUAAGCUAAGAAAGCCAAUGGUGGAGAAACUGCGCAGAGACCGCAUCAACACCUGCAUCGAGCAGCUGAAGUCUCUGCUGGGUCCUGAGUUCAUCAGGCAGCAACCCGACUCCAAGCAAGAGAAGGCGGACAUCUUGGAGAUGGCGGUGUGCUACCUGAGAGCGUGGCAGCUUCAGAAGCAGCAGCAGCAGCAGCACCAGAAGGCCGGUGGGGCCCGCGGCCCGACGGCGGGCGGCGAUGGCUACUCUCGCUGCGUGCAGGAGGCCGUCAGCUUCCUGUCCCACUGCGAGGGGCAGACUCAGGCCCACCGACGGCUGCUCAGCCACUUCCGGGGCCUGCAGGCGUCCGGCGUGGCUCCGCGCCGCCUCUCCCCUCCGGGUUCUCCGCUGCAUCAGAUCACCUCCGGCAAAGGUGCGGGUCAGGCCGGCAGCGCGCUGUGGAGGCCCUGGUAGGAUGGAGGCAGCCUCUCACAACUCAGAACGUCAUGGACACAACGUCAAAGACUCGUUGGAGUCUGUUUCCGUUUGCUUUGGCAGAAGAUUCAAUGUCGUAGAGUGUUGUACUAGUACAGCGAAAUGGGCACAAUGUGCCAAUGUUCCUUUGGAAGGACUGAAAUGAUCAGGUUUUACUGAACAUGUUCACAUUACACGCUUUAAAAUUUAAAGUGCUUACUCGUGUUCCCGUGGGGAAAAAAUAACAUUGUUUGUUUUACAAACAUCACAGAAUUGUCGUGUUGUAACACCCACAUGGGGUUGAAACUAUAGGUGUCUGAGACACUGAUUUAUGUGUUUAAACUACUGUCUGUCGCUGGUACUAAGUAUCACCGACUGACACAUUUCAUCAGUUUGGUGACGAUGAACAUCGCUUUAUUGGAUCCAAUGGAUUCACUUUUACUGUAAAUCGCAUUAUGAUUGUACUUAAUUAUGACUAUAUGUAGCCAUUAUUUGGUAUGUGUGAAGGUGUGUUUUACCUGUUCAGUUGUAAUUUUCAUAAUAGAUGUUUUUUUCAUCUUCAAGUCUAUACCUUUUAUAAAGUCAUGUUAUGUUGACAUCUAUCUUUACUAAAGGAAUCUGUUGAUCGCUUCCUUGAGAAGUUUGCUUUUGAACUUGAAAAAUAAAUGGGAAACUUCACAUGAAGUUUUACAAACAUAAACCAAAGCAGCGUCUUUAUUUUCU